Messenger RNA from Linum trigynum, 2925 nucleotides. The record is from the annotation of a GenBank genome assembly. NCBI's taxonomy places the organism in Eukaryota, Viridiplantae, Streptophyta, Magnoliopsida, Malpighiales, Linaceae.
CCCCCUCUCUCUCAUCCACAUUUUCUUCAUUGGUGGUGCUAGCAUGAUGGUGGUCGGAUGUGGUGGGAUAUUUGGGUCGACCUUUCGUUCUGUUAGACCACCAAAGCGGUCGACCGUAUUAUGUAAGAGGUCGACCGCGUCUCGGAACCCCACAUACAUGAAUUAGUCCAUUCGGUCGACCGCAUGUUGGAUUAGGUCAACCGAAAAGUCCAUGUCACGGUGACAUGCAUGUCACCGUAGCAAAAUCCAAAAUUUUAAUAUAUGCCACUUAAAAUUGUGUCGAAUUUAAAAAGUAAUGAUUUAUCUCUUCUGAAAUCAUGAUAAAAGAACCAUGUGUUUUAUAAUACAUCAUACAUUUACCUAUUUCAUAAUUCACAAAUCCGAAUAAUAUCCAUUAGUAAAAUAAGGUAGUCGAGAUUAAAUCAUAUAUAUAUAGACACGAGGAUAAAAAAUUUCUAAGAAAUACGAAGAUACCUGUAAACAAAUCGAGAAAAAAACUAAAUAAUAUGUAGACGGUUAAUAUUAAAAAUUGGGAGACCAAAGACUAAGGCGCUAAGUCAUGUAAGCACUCACCAACUGUGAUGAUUUAGGUGGAGAAGAGGUAAAAUAAACGAUAUUAAAUAAUAUGUAGACGGUUAAUAUUAAAAAUUAGGAGACCACAUGCUAAGGCGCUAAACCGUGUACACACUCACCAACCGUGAUUAUUUAGGUGGAGAAGAGGUAAAAUAAGAUUAAAAUUAACGAAGCAAGGAUCGAACCAACAACCUUUCCCUCACAUUUAAUGUUAAUUGAGCCUUAAUAAUACUACACCACAACACAUACCGACAUACAAUGUGUUAUCUAUAGACGAUUUUAACUAUUUCUAAAACUUAGGGGGCCAUGGCCCCCCUAAGUACAAGCUGGCUCCGUCCCUGGCUCUCCGUCUGCCCUGCUUCCGGCGGGAGGAAUUCCCUCAACUUGUUGAAAUUCCGCGACGGAUCCGACCCUGGGAGCUCUCGCCAUUUCGAGAACCCUAGGUCAAUUCCUCUCCGUCGGCGACGGCGGGGGAGGGGAAGGAGGAAGCAGUUAUGGAGAAGCUGAACGGAGAUUUGCUAAUCGAGGUCGAAAUUCUGGUCUAUUUCGCCCAAUUGGUGUGCGAUGCUCCAAAUUCUCUUCAAUUGCAAGAGAGAUUUGGUUUACGAGGUGGAGAAGACUUCAGAUUAGUCAAGCGGGAGAUUCUAAUUAGGACGGAAACUGCAGAGCUUAAUUAUUUAAUUUUUAUUAAUUGUUAUUUUUCACGUGGCAUGCACGUCAGCAUAGCAUGCUGAUUCACUAACGGUCAAUGAUGGUGACUGUCUAAUUUAACGGAAAUUCACGAGUCUGGCCAAUUGAGUAUAUAUGCUGCAUAGUUAAGGCCAGGAUGUUAAUUUCUGAAACCACGGGUCAAAGUUGAUUGUAUGGUCAUAGUUCGGGCCAGAAUAAGGUAUUAAUCUUUUAAUUAUCUCUUAACCAACUCUAUUCAAAUACCAAAACCUAGAAACUUUUUAAAAAAUUAUUUUGCAUCAAUUUGUACUUUUACGAUAUUAUUUCGAUAUAUUUGACGAUGACGAAAGGAGAAGUAUGUUUCUAAUGGUGCUACAUUCAUAAUGCUUUGCUUAAUGAUUUUUAUUACCUAUAAUCAAGGUGUCUUAGAAGUUAAUCCAUCUCCUGAUUCAAGUUGGACAGUCCUGAAAUCUCCCAUCAUCAACCCAUGACCAAUAAGCUGACGCAAAGAGUAUAUAUUUAUUAAUAACUAAUAUAUAUAUAUAUUUUUUUUUGGUGGGCAACUAAUAUUUUUUUUUUAGGAGGCGGACUUAAAUUAAAAAAAUGCAGAAAAUAAUAAAAAGAAAAGGCAAGGGAACGUCAUUGGAGCCGGCAAAAAUUUUAUUAAUAAACUUUGUUAAGCAACUAGGGUGGCUACACGUGGCAUAUAUAUUGGACCAAACAAAAGGGGGAGAAUUCCUAUAAUUACCACAUGAGGUCUCCCACAUGUUACCCAUUUCCAACAUAGAAAUUAAUAUUCUUUACAAAAAAGUUUAAACUUUAGCCAGCCAAUUAAAAUUAAGAUUAACAUCUUUUGUUUAGUCCCAUAAAGAAUAAACAUAUACAAUUAUAUUACAAUGUUUAGACUUUAAUAACAAUAAAAAUAAACUCUCCUUUUUCUACUUUCCUUUUGAUUCUAAUGAGAUAUACUAAUCAAAAGUGCCAAACUGUCAUGAACAACCGCUAACUGUGUUAAAUAAGUUUCAAUGGGAACAUUAACUUUGUCGCGCUGACCGUUGUAACAGUAACACAAGAUUAACAUCUAUCAAGACUCGAAUUUAGUACCUCUUGAAUCCAGACUUGUGCCUUGACAACCUUCUUUCCCCCUGCUUGAUUCUGCUCAUUAAUUCUCCAUUCGAUUUCCUUACCUAAAUUUAAUGAAUGAAAAAUCAUCAAAAUUUCUUUUAUUCAAUAAAUUGUAAGUUUCGUAGAAUGGGAUGUGUCGUCCUUGUUUGAAUGUCUUUCCAAGUACACACAUUACUUGUUUUGGUGUUGUUUAUGUUGUCUCUACACUUGUUCUCUACUACCAACUAACUCUAUUCCCAUUUUUUGACAUGAUUGAUUUAUAUUACAAAUAAUAAUGAAUUUCACUCAAAUGACUUUUUUUAGACAAAAGAUAAUCAUUCAUUCAUUCAUUCGAAAAAUAGGUAAUUACAUUCUAGUCACCCAAAUGGCUUGUAAAUCAUUGCAAUAUGUAAAUAAAUAAAGAAGCAUACAUAAGUUAGCAACCUCACUCCGAGUUUCUUUUUUACAUGCUUACAAAGAUCGUUGCAAGAUCAUAGUCAGAUAGUACGCUUUGUGAUUUAGAAAUACGGAAACACAUUCAAAAUAAUUUUUUUUAUUAAAUAAAUUGAAAUUUUUACU